CCUAUCCAGUGUUGACUCUGGUCGCCUGCUAUUGUAGGCCCAAAGUGCGCUUGUUUUAUAAUAUUUGAGACCUUGUCGUCGAAAGUACGAGCAGGAAAAGGAUAUGAGUGUCAUUCUCUGCACGGGUGAGUCUUUCGCCGUAUAUCUAUCGCCUUCAGAUUUGAACGCAAGAUCAAAGGGUCUCCAUCUGACGUGUAAUCUCCGGGGUCUUCUGGCACAGCGGGUUAUGAUCAUACUAUUCGCUUCUGGGAGGCCCUCUCUGGCAUCUGCUCCCGCACUAUCCAGCAUCCGGAUUCUCAAGUGAAUCGUCUUUGUAUAACUCCUGAUAAGCGCUUUCUCGCAGCCGCUGGUCAUAACAAUGUCAAAUUAUAUGACAUCAAGUCCACCAACCCUAACCCGGUCAUGACCUUCGAGGGCCAUACCAACAACAUCACUGGGGUUGCAUUUCACUGCGAAGGGAAAUGGAUGGUUACAAGCUCUGAAGAUGGUACUGUCAAAGUUUGGGAUACCCGAACAGGCAGCUUACAACGCAAUUAUGUCCACAAGAUUCCGGUCAAUGAUGUUGUGAUCCACCCAAACCAGGGCGAACUUAUCAGUGGCGAUCGCGCUGGAAUUGUGCGUGUUUGGGAUCUUGGAGAGAGUGUCUGUACUCAUCAGCUUAUUCCUGAAGAUGAUGUUGCUGUGCAUAGCGUCAGCGUUGCCAGUGAUGGAUCCUUGCUCUGCGCUGGAAACAAAAAGGGAAAUGUUUAUAUUUGGCGUAUGAUACAAGAUGCUGAAUUGACUCGCAUUAUUCCCAUUUGUACCUUCCAAGCACACAAGGACUACCUCACCCGAGUUCUCCUGUCUCCGGAUGUCAAGCAUCUCGCGACUUGCUCCGCGGAUCAUACUGCGAAAGUUUGGAAUCUUGACCCCGACUACCCUCCUGCAAAAGCUGCGGCUGAAGCGGUUGCCAAGGCCAAAGCCAAGGGAAUUGCUCUUCCCGAGACGAAAAAACCUGCUACUUCUGAUCAGACAAACGGAAAUUCAGCCGCAAACGAGAAGUCCCAGGUUCUCAAUUUAUUCAAUAUUGUUGAUCGUCCUUCAACACCUGCUGAACCGCAGCCUCCUUUCCCUGCGCAGCCGGACGGCCCACCCAUGAACCCUGCCACAGGGACUCCUUUCCUCGAAACUACACUAGCCAACCAUCAGCGUUGGGUAUGGGACUGCGCAUUCUCUGCGGACUCGGCAUACCUUGUCACUGUUUCUAGUGAUCAUUAUGCUAGACUCUGGGAGCUGGCUUCUGGGCAAAUUAUUCGCCAAUAUAGCGGACACCAUCGUGGGGCUGUAUGUGUUGCACUUAAUGACUACUCUGAGCCGCGCUGAGUGCUCUGGAUUUUUGAAAGGCUUGUGAUUAUGUAUAUGUUUGAUGGAGCGGUUUCUUUCCCUACCUUGGUGCAUACAUAAUUUUUUUUUUUUCUAGACAGGUUGAAGGCUUUCCCUUUCCGUUUUGGCGCUCACUCCCUGCUCACCGAUACAUCUGAGCAUAGGGUAAGUAGCGAGUAAGAUGUGGCCUCAAUAAAAUGCACCCAGCUCUAGGAGUCUUGACCACGUCAUUGUUUCAGUUCCCUGUCUGAACAACAACAGCCAGGUAUUGGGCAUUGCCCGUGUGGUUAAUGCGUCAGUUCAGCUCAUCUCCACACUACAACUUGGGCAAAACAUGACCAGUUGAAAUUCGAAAGGCCUUCCAAACACGAGUGGGUGACUGCUAGGGGUAUCGACCACGAAGAAUGGGACUGCAUAUUCAAAGCUCCCAACAUGCACUGGUACACGUUCACAGACUCCUAAUAGAUCUAUUGCACUACCAUUAGCGCUCUUCAUUGUCCCCUUUACGCACAAUGUCAUCUCAAAACCGCCAUACUUCAAUGACAUUUAUCUCCAUGCCACCAGCGGCCUGACACGUGACCACAUAUUCCCGUCUUUCCUUUCUUCUUUCUUCAUGUUUGGUAUUCGUUGAGCUAAGUACGGAAUAGCAUAUGUUGCAUUUUCCGUCAUCUAUUCAUAGUACUAGUUAUCACAGAACUUGUACUGAUUUUCUGCAAAUAACACUUAGCCUGGCCUACAGAGCUGUUGUACCAGGGGAUUUCAGUCAGAGACUUUGAUUCCGAUAAUCAAACACUCUGAGCCUGAAUCUGGAUAAGGCUCAGCUACGUUUUUUCCAACCUAUCUGUGGGUUCCUGCAUUCCUG
Molecule: messenger RNA, 2224 nt
Organism: Monascus purpureus
Lineage: Eukaryota; Fungi; Ascomycota; Eurotiomycetes; Eurotiales; Aspergillaceae
Source: the annotation of a GenBank genome assembly